UGUACGGAAAGCAAGGAAAAAAAAAUCAAAAAAUCAAAACCUCAACCAAGAUGGACGUAUUUUUCGUGAAAUAAAAUAACAUUUUGAGAGUCUUGAUUUAGGAGUUAGGUCUUCAAAAUGUACAAUGGGAUUGGUUUAACAACGCCAAGGGGCUCCGGGACGAAUGGUUAUGUGCAAAGGAACUGGGCUUCUGUUCGAAAAACCAAAGAUUCUGUGAACUAUAGAACUGAAGAUGAGAUCGCGAAAUUAGAUUCCGCGUCAAAUAAACAACCCAACCAGGAUAUUCUCGAUCACGAAAGAAAGAGGAAGAUCGAAGUGAAAUGUGCAGAGUUAGAGGAUACACUGGAAGAGCAAGGGUUGCCGAAGGAGGAGAUAGCUGCCCGCGUUGCGGCGUUCAGAGCGAAGCUGUCAGAAACAGGCGGUGCUGACAAGGAUGUGCCCAGAGACGAGUUCGGGAGAGUGGCUGUGCGCGAAACACAUGCGGUGGCGGAGGCUCAACAAGAGAAAAAUGCGCGGCUCAGGGACGCUUUCGGAAUAUCGCCGCGGUUCGUGGAGGGGACGAGCCUGGACCCAGAGAGGAGGGCGCGUGACGAAGCUCAGAAGUAUCCUCUAGUGAGGACACCCAGCCAUGAGAGGGACUCUUCUGUUCGCGACACGCACGUCAGCAAGAAGAAAAAGAAGCGAAGUACAUCACCAGAAGCCAAAAAAUCUAAGAAGAAAAAGUCAAAGAAGAAUAAGAAAGACAAACAGGUGAAGCUAGAAUUAACUAAAAGUCAAAGAAAAAUGUUGUGGAGAUUUAUUCGUAGACAAGACAAGAAAAAGAAGAAACGCUCCAAGUCGCCAAACGAGAGCUCCAGCAGUUCAGAAGGUGACAGCGCUUCCAGCUCCGAAGAGGAACGCCAGAAGAAAAAGAAGAAAAAGUCGGGAAGCAGGCGCCGGGCAAGCAGUGUACCAUCUAGCCGGGAGAGUUCUCCAGUAAAGCAGACUAAAGAAAAACAAAGGGAUCGUCCAAGCGAAUCCAGUGAUAUACGUAAAAAAAAUUGGGAACGUCCUAGUGAGCCGCAAGAUAAUGACAGCCGAAAAAAGAAUUGGGAAAAUGAAGAGCGCAAUAGUUGGUAUGAGGAUAACCAAAGAAAUUCAAGACCAAACUAUUCCAAUAGACGGCGCGACGAACGAAGUCAGUCAGCUGAGCCACGUAGAUCGGUUGAUCGACGUAGAUCAGUCGAUCGACGCAGAUCGCCUGAGAAACGGCGAUCUACUGAACGAAGGCCAUCUCCAGACACAAGGCGCAGAGAUGAACGAAAGCCAUCACCGGACACAUGGCGCAGAGAUGAACGCAGGCCAUCACCGGACACAUGGCGCAGAGAUGAACGCAGGCCAUCACCGGACACAAGGCGCAGAGAUGAACGUAGGUCACCAGAUUAUAGGCAAAAAUAUUACGGAAGCAAAGCAGAUAAAAACAGAGAGGAUUAUGAAAAAUCAAGGGAUUCUAGGCAGUCGAAACGUGAGCGGGAAAGAUCACCGUCUCGUUCCGAAUCCGAGGAACCAACGUCCAAGAAAUAUGAAAAUAGAGACAGGAGACCUCAACGACAAUCAAGUGACUCGCCACCUCCAGAAAAAAGACGACGCAGAAGUCCUUCGCCUGAAAAUAACAGGAAAGACGUUUAUAACAAUAAAAAAGAAAAGUCAAAAGAAGAGGUUAAACAGCGAAACGACAAAAAGCGACAAGAAAGAAGCGAGUCGCCUGAGUAUAGAGGUAGUCGUCAGGAAGAAUUUCGAAAAAAUGAAGACGACAAAGGACGCAGAAAUGACAAUGACAGACACUACAAGGACAAUCGCGAUGAACCCAAACGAAAUAAGAAUAGAAGUAUUUCAAGAGAUAGACCGGAAGCAUCUCAAGCAUAUCAGGAACUUGCGCCUGAAAUCAAAUCAAAUAAGAAGCAAUCACGGAAGGCACCUGAGAGAUAUUACAAAACCGCUAGAGCCGAGCGCUCUUCGUCUUCUGACUCUGAAAAUGAAGCACCGCCAAAGUCAAAAGUAACUAAAACCACACGAAAACAGAAAAGUGAAUCUCCCCCGAAAGAGAAACGACGGCGCAGUUCAUCUAUAGAAUACACAAAAAAUAAAUCUCCGGAUCGAAAAGCAAAUGAAAAGAAACCAGAUAUGUAUAAAAGUAGUUCAAAAUCAUCAGAACAGAAACGUGAUGACAGUAAGCAAAGAAAAAAGUCACCCACACCAGUGGAAAAGACUCGAAAAAAAAUUUUACGGAGUAGAUCGAAGUCUUCUUCACCCGAGCGUCGACACUCGAAGAAGGGGAAGCGAAAAAGCAGCACACCAAACAGAAAAGCUAAAAAGAGUUUGUCGCCCAACCCAGACCAAAGAAUAGAUAAUGAGAGGAAUGAUCACAAGGAAUCUCACAAAGAAAGGUCUAGGUCGCGGUCAAAUCACAGGAGCCGUAGCACAUCGAGCCUAAGCUACUCACCGGCGCGUCGCAGUCCGGAGAGAUAUCGCGACAUUAUUGAAAAAUUGCCAGAAAAAGAUAAGAGGAAAUAUAUUAAAUCGCCAUCUGACCUUCAGCCAAAGAAAAAGAAACGUAAAGACUCCGCCGAGAAAUAUAAUAAACCAAAAGCCGCAUGUAUGCGCAGUUCAUCCAGCGAAAAUGAAGAUUCGGAAGACGACUUUCUGAGCCUCGACGAAAGAGCCCGACAAGAGGAGAUGGAUAACAAAGAGUUGAACAGACUUAAAGAGAAAUUAGCUUUAAUGGCGAAAGCUUCGAUGGAGCGGAAGCGGAUCGAGGAGAAUUCGGACGGUGCUUCGACUUCGCAGGCCGUCCAGGAAAAAGUCCCUGAGGAAAAAGAAAAAGCUUUGGAAAAAGGAAGUUUCAAAUUAGUUGACAAGUUGACCCCUAAAGUUAUCAAUAAAACUCCGAUUAAAGUUGAUAGUCCAAAAAAGGAAGCACCAGUGAAUGUAGAAAGUUCCCCGGAAGUAAAGAAGAAACACGAUAGAAGCACGUCCCGACGCAGCUGGUCACGGUCGUCGUCCCGCUCGCGUUCAAGAUCCCGAUCCCGGUCCCGCUCCAGAUCAAGAUCUUCCCGGUCGAGAUCGCGUUCAUACUCUUCUUCAAGGCGGUCCCGAUCAAGUAGAUCCAGUUCGUAUAGCAGCAGAAGUUCUCGAUCAUCAAGUUCAUCGCGUUCUUCUCGUUCUUCAAGAACAAUGACGGGCGUGUACGCCGAUUACCGUAGAUCGAGCGACCGCGGCUCCGCGCGCUCUCGAUCGCCAUCGAUCCCGCGCCGCGCCGGUUCGCCCAGCUUCUUGGACCGGCGACGGAUCACGAGAUAAAAAAUACACGAAAUUGUAGCGCACGAGUACUGAAGACACAAUUAGUUGCUCGGAUUAGUGAAGUGCUAGUUCAUAAUUAUCAUUAAGUUACUUAUUUUAUAAAUCUGUAUAUUUUUACAUACCCCAAUUAGUUAAAUUUUAUGUUCGCCGUUUCUGUCUCUAAUCCAUAAUUUCUAUGGAUUUAAAACCACUUCAUACAUACAACUUGUCCUGUUGUAAAUAAUUUAGGGAAAUGUAUUCGAUAUUUUGUUACUCAAUUCAAGCAUUUUUUUUUUUUUAACAAUAGGUUCCAUGGAAUUAUUUACUUUGGACUACAUAUUAUUCGGGCAUGUAAAUAUUAAAGUAAACCCAUGCCACGCAUACAUUAAUAUUUUUCUUUCCAAAAUGACUUAACAUAAAUGUUUGUUCUAACAUUUUUUUUGUUUUGAUACUUACUAACAAGGUUUUUAACAUAUUAUAUA
Messenger RNA from Pararge aegeria (speckled wood butterfly), 3800 nucleotides. It is a transcript of the gene Srrm234, whose product is annotated as serine/arginine repetitive matrix protein 2. Lineage: Eukaryota; Metazoa; Arthropoda; Insecta; Lepidoptera; Nymphalidae. The record is from RefSeq and is a predicted model, not a curated record. Bases 118 to 3339 code for a protein of 1073 amino acids. The transcript has 13 exons.